Molecule: messenger RNA, 802 nt
Organism: Thermothielavioides terrestris NRRL 8126
Lineage: Eukaryota; Fungi; Ascomycota; Sordariomycetes; Sordariales; Chaetomiaceae
Exons: 4
Coding region: 145-378 (77 amino acids)
Biological process (GO): chromosome segregation; mitotic cell cycle; kinetochore assembly
Cellular component (GO): nucleoplasm; kinetochore
Molecular function (GO): protein heterodimerization activity
Source: RefSeq, a predicted model, not a curated record
GUCAACAAACUUACAGAGCUAACUGGAGUUCAGCAACACCUAAGUCGAACGCAGCUCUCAGUCAAACGACGCCUUAAAACAUCUCAAGUGCAUCGUCGCCGCCGCUUAUACCUGCAGCCUUUUUCUAGCAACAACGCAUCAAAUAUGCCCGGGCAAAAGUUGUACCCCCGAGCGACAGUCAGGAAGAUCGUCAAGGCUCAUUCGAACUGCAACGUGAGCAAGAACGCUGAUGUCAUGAUGUUUUUGGACUACAUGCUCUUCAUGCAAACUCUCAUGAAGGAGGCUGCCAUUGAGGCCAAGCAAGGGGGUGAACGGGGCAUCACGGCGCGGAGUGUGAGGAAGGUUACCGCGGACUCCCUUGCCAGAUUCAGAGGAUGAGGCCUUCCCGAGUCUUCCCCGAGUCUUCCCCGGACGAACUUGACACUCAAACGAAGAGCAAGAUGGCUCAAUACGCAUGGGCCCGAUUCGGGUCACUAGAGUGGGCGCUCGACCUUUGUGUUCUCGAGAGAGCUGGCGUCGCAGGCACCGUGCCGCGCGCUCAGUUCCGUACACGGUGGAGCCCGAGAUGACAUUUCCGUGGGCACGCGACACCAAACUCGCGUGUGGGGAAGUUGGCGGCGAUGCGAACAGCUGAAGGUUCGAGACUUAGAAUGGUGGAUGAGAAGUGAAAAGCAGCGUAGAGGACGUAGAGGAAUGAGGAAUCUGAGACCUGCCUACCUAGGGCCUCCUGGAAACAUGGUAGCCUUAACCAAUUCAGUGCAUUUGGAAGUGUUGUUGUUCCGCCCGUUUCUGUGUCCUUCUG